AUGAACACCUCUGAGUCUUUGGCCUUCGUCACCUUCACCGUCUACGGCUCUCUUCGUCUGAAUAACGCCGCUCUGCUCAUUUGCAUAUCUGUCCUUUACAUUUCAGGACUGUGUAUCAACCUUUUCCUCCUUCUGGUUGUUUGCAUGGAGUCUGGUCUCCACAGGCCGAUGUAUGUUCUGCUGGUGAAUCUGUGUCUGAGCGGAGUGAUGGGCAGUUCAUCCGUGUGUCCUCACAUCAUCACACACCUGUUAGCCGACAGGGAGGCAACUCUCCCCGGAUGUCUGACUCAGGUGUUUUUCAUCAACGUGUACAGCGGCUGUAUCUUCUGUAUCUUAGCUCUGAUGGCCUACGACCGCUACGUCUCCAUCUGUAAACCUCUGCUGUACCACUCCCUCAUGACUCCGGCAAAGGUCCGGCUGAUGCUGCUGCUGCUCUACUCCGGCCUGGGCUCCUCCUCGGCCGUCCAGGUGCUUCUGACCUCCAGACUCCGACUGUGCAGACACAGGGUGGAUAAACUGUUCUGUGACAGUUUGGUCGUGGCGAACCUUUCCUGUAAAAACAUGCCUCUGAUCAAUGUGUUCGGUCUGUGCUGCGCCGUCUGUUGGAUCGUGUUCCCCUGUUUCCUGGUCAUCGUGUCCUACGUUCACAUUUUCAUGGUGGUCCUAAAGAGCUCGAGGGCAUCUCAGAUGAAAGGGCUGCAGACGCUCACCCCUCACUUACUGACCUUCAUUAACUUCUCCGUGGCCUCUUUCUUUGGGGUCAUUUAUAACCGCCUGAGUCACCGAGUUCCUGAAGCUGUGAAUAUUUUCACAGCUAUUAAUUUCUUCAUCCUCCCUCCUCUGCUGCAUCCCAUAAUUUAUGGUGUCAAAAUGCAAGAGAUUCGGCAAAGUGUAAAGAAAAUGAUGAAAAGGAAAAUGUUUUUUUAAGGUUUCACUGUUCUUCCUUCCUGUGAAGCUCCUGAUGAUGAUGAUUCUAUUAUAUCCACUGCUGCUGUUAUCAUUAGUGCUGCUGCUCUCAUCAUAUCAAUCAUUUAUAUCGUAUGGACUGAAUGUGUUGUACUU
Messenger RNA from Anarrhichthys ocellatus (wolf-eel), 1062 nucleotides. RefSeq names its product olfactory receptor 52E2-like. The transcript has a single exon. Gene Ontology annotation, cellular component: membrane. The coding region runs from base 1 to 927 and encodes 308 amino acids. Lineage: Eukaryota; Metazoa; Chordata; Actinopteri; Perciformes; Anarhichadidae. Gene Ontology annotation, biological process: detection of chemical stimulus involved in sensory perception of smell; G protein-coupled receptor signaling pathway. The record is from RefSeq and is a predicted model, not a curated record. Gene Ontology annotation, molecular function: odorant binding; G protein-coupled receptor activity; olfactory receptor activity.